GAUGUGCUGGAGAUCACAGUCAACAAACCUAACAGAGAGCGGCAGAAACUCAUGAGAGAGCAGAACAUACUCAAACAGAUAUUCAAGCUGCUGCAGGCCCCAUUCACUGAUAGUGGGGACGGCCCUAUGUUGCGUCUGGAAGAGCUCGCAGACCAACGUCACGCACCCUUCCGUCACAUCUGUCGGCUCUGCUACAGAGUCCUACGUCACUCACAACAGGACUAUCGCAAAAAUCAGGAGUACAUAGCAAAGCAGUUCCGCUUCAUGCAAAAGCAGAUAGGAUAUGAUGUGCUUGCUGAAGACACUAUUACAGCUCUGCUGCACAACAACAGGAAGCUUCUAGAGAAACACAUCACUGCAGCUGAGAUAGACACCUUCGUCAGCCUGGUCCGCAAGAACAGAGAGCCCAGAUUUCUGGACUACUUGUCAGAUUUGUGUGUGUCUAUGAAUAAAUCCAUCCCUGUCACUCAAGAACUCAUCUGUAAUGCUGUGCUGGACCCAGCAAAUGCAGACAUCCUCAUCGAAACCAAAGUACACUGA
Molecule: messenger RNA, 540 nt
Organism: Carassius carassius (crucian carp)
Lineage: Eukaryota; Metazoa; Chordata; Actinopteri; Cypriniformes; Cyprinidae
Product: inositol 1,4,5-trisphosphate receptor type 1-like
Exons: 4
Coding region: 52-540 (162 amino acids)
Biological process (GO): calcium ion transmembrane transport
Cellular component (GO): sarcoplasmic reticulum; secretory granule membrane; endoplasmic reticulum membrane
Molecular function (GO): inositol 1,4,5 trisphosphate binding; phosphatidylinositol binding; inositol 1,4,5-trisphosphate-gated calcium channel activity
Source: RefSeq, a predicted model, not a curated record